AGGAUCGUCCGCCUCCUCCUCCUCGACAAGAUGACUGAAGCUCCAUUUUUGCCACGUGAAAGGCUUUUUAAGCAGCAGCAGUAUUUCCAGAACCUGAGCAAGCACACUCACCUGAAAGGGCGUUACGACGUCAUCACCUCUGUCGGCAUCCCCCUCGCGCUUGCUGCCUCCAGCUUGAUCAUGAUUGGUCGUGGAGUCUACAACAUGUCUCAUGGAAUUGGUAAGAAGCAGUGAGCUUCAGCUGAUUUGCUAUUGUCGCGGCACUUUUGGCACGGGAAUAAUGAUGCUUUGGAAGUUACGAGCCUGUGACAGCAUUUUUUAGUUGUAAAAAUAAUGCCGUCGAAGUUCCAUCUGAAUACAUUUCUAGUUCUCCUUUUUGUUGGUUUUUUUUGCGCGUUGCUGACGCAAGUAAAUCCAUAGUGAACCUACAGAGACGAUGUUCUCAAGGAUUGCCAAUGUUGCUAUUUCGCUUUAACCUCAUUUGUCCUA
Messenger RNA from Lolium perenne, 489 nucleotides. Lineage: Eukaryota; Viridiplantae; Streptophyta; Magnoliopsida; Poales; Poaceae. The record is from RefSeq and is a predicted model, not a curated record.